GUGGCUGACACCCAGAGAACGAUAUGGCUGCUUCCCCAACACGACUCAUGCUAAUCUCUCUCCUCUGCCAGCUGACAGUGUCAGCAACCUCUGAAGCCUUGAAGGAGCUAGUUGGGGCCGUCGGUGGAUCUGUGAUCUUCUCUCUGAAUUUCACAGUAAAGCAAGUUGACAGUAUCUCCUGGCUCUUCAAUGAAACCACCACUCUCGUCACUGUACAGCCUGCCAUUGGAGAAGAGCAAAUCACUUUUAUAGUAGCACAGAAACGUAACAAGCCCAGGGUGCAUUUCCAAGAUGGAGGCUACUCUUUGACAUUCAGCCAACUGAAGAAGACUGACUCAGGCAUCUACUCUGUGAUGAUACACAGCUCAGACUCCCAGUCUCUCCUCCCCAUGAAGUACAGGCUGCAUGUCUAUGAACACUUGUCAAAGCCCAAAGUCACAAUGGGACUGUACAGCAAUAAAAAUGGCACUUGCAUAACCAAUCUGACAUGUUCCAUGGAAGAGGGAGGAGAGGAUGUGACUUACAGCUGGAAGAUCCUGGAGCAGGCAGCCAAUGAGUCUCACGAUGGCUCCAUCCUCCCCAUUUCUUGGACUUUGGGGGAAAAUGAUGUGACCUUCAUCUGCACAGCCAGGAACCCUAUCAGCAACAAUUCCUCAAGCCCCAUCCUUGCCCAGAAGCUCUGUAGAGGUGCUACUGGUGACUCAGGUUUCCCUCCGAUCCUCUUAUAUAUCCUGUUGGCAUCCAUUCUGCUAUGCCUCCUGGUACCAGUGGCAUUUCUUUUGAUUAAGAGGACAAAGAGAAGAAAAGGCUUCUGCUGGCUCUGUCCCCCCGACCUGAGAAAUGAUGGCCUUCCUCAUUGAUGCUUCCAAGGACCAAUAUCCUUCAAUCAGCCCUUCCUAUUCUCAUCCCUGUCAAGAGCCCACAGACAAGCCCCAGUCUUCUCCACUGGGUCAACUCUUGAGAUCUCUCUUUUCUCUUCACCUCAGCACAAACACAUUCCCCCUGGAAAAGCUAUUCUUUGCCUCCAUGCUGUACACGAUGCUCUGUCUCUAGGCCCUGCUGAUUUCCUCUCUAAGCCCCUCACUGAUACUGUCCACCUGGGAUGUGAGAGAGAGGCCUGGACACUGAAAACACCCUGAAAGCAUUUAUGACCUUCCUUGUUUCCCACUCUAGUCACCUGGGUUCCAAGGCUGGGAGUGAAGGGGGCCUGAUUUUCCUGAUUUACUUGGGAUUUUCCCAGGUUUGACACCGAGAGUCCCCUACCCCGGAAAACCCUUCAGUUGCAGGGCACAUGGGGUAGCUGUGACCCUCAGUGGGCCGUCCACAUGAGAUGAUAGGCUAGCAAGAGUGGUGAGUGGUGGAAUAGGCAGGCUUUGAGUCUCUCUCUCUCUCUCCUUGGUUUCAGAACCUGUUGAAAGCAAGAGUGGAAUGGACAUCCACCAGGAAAUUCCUCACUCCUAUCCUUAUUUUGCAGAGAACACAGAGUAUGACACA
Molecule: messenger RNA, 1494 nt
Organism: Fukomys damarensis (Damara mole-rat)
Lineage: Eukaryota; Metazoa; Chordata; Mammalia; Rodentia; Bathyergidae
Gene: Slamf7
Product: SLAM family member 7
Exons: 5
Coding region: 24-860 (278 amino acids)
Biological process (GO): T cell activation
Cellular component (GO): external side of plasma membrane
Source: RefSeq, a predicted model, not a curated record